Molecule: messenger RNA, 1650 nt
Organism: Stegodyphus dumicola
Lineage: Eukaryota; Metazoa; Arthropoda; Arachnida; Araneae; Eresidae
Source: RefSeq, a predicted model, not a curated record
AUGGCUAAUGAAGACAUAACUACGUUGAACAGAAAAAGUGGCAGCAUUAAAUCACAAAUUAGGAAAUUAAAGUCGUCUGUCAGUGGAAAAAGUGAUGAUUUUGGUUUCGAACAAAUAGAAGUAUUGCAAGAAAAAGUGCACAAGUUAAAUAAACAAAUUGAUGAACUUCGCUUGGAUUAUUACAAAGUGUGCAAAGAUGAAGAAAUACCAGACAUCGAAGCUACUUUUGAAGAAAUCGAGAUGGCUAUUACCAAUGUUCAGUCAAAUCAUAAAGUAGCUUCCUGUCAGUCUAGACACUUUUGCUCGGUUUGCAAAUCAAAACAUAAUUCACUUCUUCAUCGGAAUGAAGCUUCCAUGUCGUCUGCAACAAGUGGGGGAAAGCAAAGUGAAACUACGCCCUCCCCAGAGAACUGCAAAAAUGAGGCUGUUUUGAAUAGCAAUGAAUCAACAGAAAAAGCCUUAUCGGCGUGUCUUUUUUCGAAAAAUAAAACUGUUCUCCUUUCAACUGCGAUUGUUUGGGUUAGAAAUAUUUAUGGCCAAUUCGUUAAAGCAAGAACAGUUCUUGAUUCAGGAUCAAUGUCAAAUUUUGCUACAAAUGAAUUCUAUAUUCCUAAUACAUCAAGUUUGGCUGAUCCAGAAUUUGCAACUCCAUCUAGUAUAGAUCUGCUUUUAGGAGCAGAAAUAUUUUAUGACAUUUUUAUUAAUGGCCAAUUUAAAUCUUCUACGAAAUCACUCGUUUUCAGAAAUUCUGUGUUUGGUUAUAUAGCUACUGGUUCUUUGAAAAACAUCCUUGAAAAUUGUCAGAAUUAUUGUGGACUUCUCGGUAAUGUUGAUAAUAUUGAUAGAUUGGUAGAAAAAUUUUGGUUAGUGGAAAAUAUUGGUGAAGAAAAGCCAAUUCUUAGCCAAGAAGAAGAAUUCUGUGAACAACAUUUCAAAGACACUUACAGACGAAAUGAAGAUGGCAGAUUUAUCGUAAAAAUGCCUAUGAAAGACGAACAAUUAGGAGAUUCAAAGCACUUAGCCAACAUUAGACUCAAUCAAUUAGUUAAACGUCUUAGCAAAAACGCUACAUUGCAACAUUUAUAUCAAGAUUUCAUAACAGAAUAUGAAAAUUUGGACCAUAUGGAAAGGGUCGAUGAUAAUUCAAAACCGGAACUUGAAUAUUACCUUCCCCAUCAUGGAGUAUAUAGACCAGAGAAGUCAAGUACAAAAUUAAGAGUUGUGUUUAAUGCUAGUGCCCCAAGCUCAAAUGGCUUAAGUUUGAAUGAUUUACUUUUAGCGGGAGCAGUCCAAGAAGAUACUUUUGAUAUUCUUGUGAGAUUUAGAAAACAUCAAGUUGCAGUUAUUGUGGAUAUACAAAAAAUGUACAGGCAAAUUUUAGUUGAUGAAUCCCAAAGAGACUUUCUUCGAAUCUUAUGGAAGAGAAACCUUAGCGAUUCGCCUGUGACAUAUAGAUUCAAAACGGUGACUUGUGGUACUAAAAGUGCUCCAUUUUUAGCCAUUAGAUGCAUAAAGCAAGUUGCAUAUGACGAAAGGCAUAAAUAUCCUGAAGCUGCCAAAGCUGUCUUGUCAGACUGCUAUGUUGAUGAUGUCAUCUCUGGUUCAUCAAACUUAGCAAGCUUAUACAGCUUUUUCAUAGUUGUGGAAUGA